AUGGCCGAGUGUGCGCUUCUGUCCGGCGGCUUUCUCUUAUUCUCCUCGACAGUAGCGCUUUUAUGCUUAAAGCGCAAGAAGAACCGUCAGUGGAUCUGGCGCCAGCGACUCAACCACAAGAAAUUAUCAAAAUCGUCCGACUUGGGAACGUCUUUUGGCCUGGAUAUUGGUGGCACGCUGGCCAAAAUCGUGUACUUCGAGCGUCAUGAGGUCAGUACCGAUGUGCGAAAGCGACCGCGUUCGGCCUCGCUAGACAUUGCAGCCGGCGAGAUGAAUAAAUUUUUACGUGAACACGAAUCGUUCGGUGGCACGGGCGUGCAGGAUGUACGAUUGCGAAUUCAGUCCAAGACACUCCAUGGAGUGUUUCACUUUGUGCGGUAUGAAAGCAAUAAGACGCGUGAUGCCAUUAACUUUAUUGUAAGCAACGGGAUAAAUCAAUCCCUGCGGAUAUUGCCCUGCACGGGAGGUGGAGCACACAAGUUUGGGCCCACAUUUAGUAAAAUUGCUGGUAUUGAGCUGAAAAAGUACGAUGAGAUCGACUGCACCACGUUGGGACUCCAUCUGCUCCUUACGUUACUGUCAGACGAAGUUUAUACUUUUGAAGUCGUAGAUUUAGACUCACUAGCGGCGUCGCGAGUGAUAACUAUCCAAACUGAAACUGAUCAAGAUGUUUAUCCGUAUCUGCUUGUCAGUAUCGGGUCAGGAGUGAGCGUUCUGUACGUGAAAGGGCCUGGAGAGUAUGAACGUGUGAGCGGAAGCAGUAUCGGCGGCGGUACCUAUUGGGGAUUAUGCCGUCUGAUGACCAGCUGUGAAACAUACGACGACGCUCUGGAUUUAUGCGUUCAUGGCUCGAACACACCGGUCGACAUGAGUGUGGGCGAUAUCUAUGGUGGGGCUUAUGACAAAUUCAAGCUACCCGCUGCGACUGUGGCCAGCAGUUUUGGUAAAAUGAUUUUCGAAUCUCAUGAAAAUGUGAGUGACGCCGAUUUGGCAAGAUCUCUAUUAGUGAUGAUCACGCAGAAUAUCGGCCAAAUUGCGUUUCUGAAUGCGACUUUGUACAAAACCAAGAACAUUUUUUUCGUGGGAAACUUUCUUCGGCACAACGAAAUUUCGUCGCGAACGUUAGCGUACGCUAUUAAUUUUUGGUCAAACGCGGCGAUGGAGGCUCGCUUUUGUAAGCACGAGGGCUAUCUCGGUGCAUUGGGUGCAUUUCUGCGACACGCAGAGGCAACCAACGCCCACGGCGAAGAAUUCUUAUCGGCGACACGUAGAACGAGGUGA
Messenger RNA from Plasmopara halstedii, 1281 nucleotides. Its product is annotated as pantothenate kinase. Gene Ontology annotation, cellular component: nucleus; cytosol. The coding region runs from base 1 to 1281 and encodes 426 amino acids. Gene Ontology annotation, molecular function: ATP binding; pantothenate kinase activity. Lineage: Eukaryota; Oomycota; Peronosporomycetes; Peronosporales; Peronosporaceae. The record is from RefSeq and is a predicted model, not a curated record. Gene Ontology annotation, biological process: coenzyme A biosynthetic process. The transcript has 7 exons.